This is a messenger RNA of Condylostylus longicornis, 1140 nucleotides long. RefSeq lists its product as uncharacterized. NCBI's taxonomy places the organism in Eukaryota, Metazoa, Arthropoda, Insecta, Diptera, Dolichopodidae. Bases 13 to 1140 code for a protein of 375 amino acids. The transcript has 6 exons. The record is from RefSeq and is a predicted model, not a curated record.
AAUUUGGACAAGAUGGGUGAAGAUAUGGUGCCGCUGGUUGUUGAUAACGGGUCGGGGAUGGUCAAGGCCGGCUUUGCAGGUGAUGAUGCCCCCCGAUGUGUAUUUCCGUCGAUCGUUGGCCGCCCAAAGCAUCAAAACAUCAUGGUUGGCGUUGAUCAAAAGGACUGUUUUGUCGGCGAUGAAGCCCAAAGCAAAAGAGGAAUAUUGAUAUUGAAAUACCCGAUUGAACACGGUAUUAUUACAAAUUGGGAUGAUAUGGAAAAAAUCUGGCAUCAUACGUUCUAUAAUGAGCUGCGCGCGAAUCCUGAAGAGCACCAAGUUUUGCUGACUGAAGCGCCGCUCAACCCGAAGGCCAACCGAGAGCGAAUGGUGCAAAUUAUGUUUGAAACCUUCGGAGCGCCAGCAACAUAUGUCGCCAUCCAGGCUCUUCUUUCUUUGUAUGCAUCUGGUCGUACUACUGGAAUCGUACUUGACAGUGGAGAUGGCGUCUCACAUACAGUGCCCAUCUAUGAAGGUUACGCACUGCCACACGCUAUCUUGCGCCUCGAUUUGGCCGGAAGAGAUCUGACCAAUUACAUGCAACGUUUGUUGACGGAAACUGGAUACACAUUGAGUACUUCAGCAGAGAGAGAGAUUGCUCGCGACAUCAAAGAAAAACUGUGCUAUGUAGCGCAGGAUUAUGAGAUGGAGGUGCGAAACCAAGGCGAGAAUUGCACUUGUGAGGUGCAAUAUGAACUUCCGGAUAUGAACGUCAUUACUGUUGGAAAGCAACGUUUUCAAUGCCCAGAGGCUUUGUUCAAUCCGUCCCUCAUUGGAAAAGAAGACCAAGGAAUUCAUCAUUUGACUUACAGCUCCAUCCAAAAAUGUGACGUUGAUAUUAGGAAGGACCUAUAUAACAAUAUUGUGUUAUCGGGUGGCACAACAAUGUAUGAUGGAUUGAGCGAACGGCUAACCAAAGACAUGCAAUCACUGGCGCCAAGCGCAAUGAAGAUUCGUGUGGUUGCCCCGCCUGAGAGAAAAUUCUCAGUCUGGAUUGGUGGCUCAAUUCUCUCUUCACUCUCGACAUUCCAAAACAUGUGGAUUUCAAAAGAGGAGUAUGAUGAGAGUGGACCAACAAUCGUUCAUAGAAAGUGCUUCUAG